This is a messenger RNA of Desarmillaria tabescens, 1032 nucleotides long. RefSeq lists its product as uncharacterized. The record is from RefSeq and is a predicted model, not a curated record. NCBI's taxonomy places the organism in Eukaryota, Fungi, Basidiomycota, Agaricomycetes, Agaricales, Physalacriaceae. Bases 1 to 1032 code for a protein of 343 amino acids. The transcript is spliced from 20 exons.
AUGUCCAGUACGGAUGUGGCAUUCAACCGUAACGAGCAGUUGGGCUCCAUUCUUAUCAGCUUGGUGGUUUCGGCCGUGAUGUAUGGGAUCACAACUUUUCAAGUUUAUGUAUUCUUCAAGCAAGACGAUGAUAGACCCAAGGAUUCGAAAGUCAUGCAGGGAUUUGUGAUUUUUCUAUGGCUCCUUGACACGCUCCAGCAAGCAUUUGUUACGCAAGGAAUUUAUUGGUACCUAGUCACACACUUUGACGAUCCCUCCAUUUUCCAACAUUCGACAUGGGGCCAUACGUCCCAGGUUUUUAUUACAGCUAUUAUGGACUUCCUGUGUCAAGGUUUCCUCAUACGACGUAUCUGGCAUCUCACCCCGCCAGAGAGAAAGAAGAUCGCAAUAUGUGUUGUGUUUAUUAUAACCACCGUUUCCCUCGUCUCCUUCGUGGCGAUGAUGAUGAUCGGGGUAAUUUUCUUCGAAGUUGCCGAUAUGUCUCAAAUCGCAAAGCCGAAGCCCAGAAUUACGUUCUACACCACCCUCGGUGCCGGCAUGGCAGCAGAUAUCUGCAUCGCGAGUUGUCUAUGCUAUCAGCUCUCCAGGAAGAGACCGACUGUUCCUAGGACCAAAACCAUUGUAGAAAGGGCCAUUUUGUACACAAUCAAUACAUGCGUUCUAACCAGCUUCAUCGCCACGGCGUCCUUUAUUGCUUUGGCAAUAAAACCCUUGUCCAUGGUAUUUGUCGCGCUAUUUUGCCUCCUUUCAAAAUUCUACUUCAACACGCUCAUGGCAACAUUAAAUUCCCGCAUUGCUUUGCGACGUCAUCUCGAGGCUCCUACAUCCGUUUCCCUCAACUGGCUGCAUGGCGACGAAACAAGAAAUGGACGGAGUACGAUAUCACGUUCAUCAGGAGGGAAGGAAACCAGUCGUCACGGUGCUGAUCUAGCCAUUUCCUCGGGCUUGGACAUGGAGACAGGGGUUACGGUGAUGGAGGUACUUACUGUGCCGCGGAAGAAAGGUCUCCCCAUUCGUGUGUUUACUGUCUAA